Durio zibethinus is the source of this 1808-nucleotide messenger RNA. Its product is annotated as tubulin beta-2 chain-like. The record is from RefSeq and is a predicted model, not a curated record. Gene Ontology annotation, molecular function: structural constituent of cytoskeleton; GTP binding; GTPase activity. Gene Ontology annotation, biological process: microtubule-based process. Gene Ontology annotation, cellular component: microtubule. NCBI's taxonomy places the organism in Eukaryota, Viridiplantae, Streptophyta, Magnoliopsida, Malvales, Malvaceae.
UGUGCGGUACAAAAAAUAAUUAAAAAAACCAUCUCCGCUCCUCUCCAGAUCUGAAUAUAAAACCUCUCAUCUCCCCUUUUUCACUUCACCUUCGCCAAGUACCUUAUCUCUUAAUACCUCCUUUUGUUCCGCUUUCUCUUCUCCAACCCAAUUCCCCAAAAUGCGCGAGAUCCUUCAUAUUCAAGGUGGCCAAUGCGGCAACCAAAUUGGAGCCAAGUUCUGGGAAGUUAUUUGUGCUGAGCAUGGUAUAGAUCCGACCGGGCGUUACCAAGGAGACCUGGAUCUUCAACUUGAGAGAAUCAAUGUCUACUACAAUGAAGCCAGUAGUGGUAAAUUUGUCCCUCGUGCUGUUCUCAUGGAUCUUGAACCUGGAACCAUGGACAGCAUUAGAUCUGGUCCUGUUGGUCAGAUCUUUAGACCUGAUAACUUUGUUUUUGGUCAGUCUGGUGCUGGUAACAACUGGGCUAAAGGUCAUUACACUGAAGGUGCUGAGUUAAUCGACUCUGUUCUUGAUGUUGUUCGUAAAGAGGCUGAAAAUUGCGAUUGCCUUCAAGGGUUUCAGGUUUGUCAUUCUUUGGGAGGAGGAACUGGAUCUGGAAUGGGGACACUGCUGAUAUCGAAGAUAAGGGAGGAAUACCCAGAUAGGAUGAUGUUGACUUUCUCAGUUUUCCCAUCUCCUAAGGUCUCUGAUACAGUCGUCGAGCCUUAUAAUGCCACUUUGUCUGUUCAUCAGUUGGUUGAAAAUGCUGAUGAGUGUAUGGUUCUUGACAAUGAGGCCUUGUAUGACAUUUGUUUCCGAACACUUAAGCUCACCACUCCCAGCUUUGGUGACCUGAAUCAUUUGAUAUCUGCAACAAUGUCUGGAGUUACAUGCUGCUUACGAUUCCCUGGUCAGCUUAACUCUGAUCUUAGGAAACUCGCUGUGAAUCUCAUUCCAUUUCCUCGCCUUCACUUUUUUAUGGUGGGUUUUGCACCUCUCACUUCAAGAGGAUCCCAACAGUACCGAGCUCUAACAGUUCCUGAGCUCACUCAGCAAAUGUGGGAUGCAAAGAACAUGAUGUGUGCAGCUGAUCCACGACAUGGCCGUUACCUGACUGCAUCAGCUAUGUUCCGUGGUAAAAUGAGCACCAAGGAAGUGGAUGAGCAGAUGCUGAAUGUUCAGAACAAGAACUCAUCCUACUUUGUUGAGUGGAUUCCUAACAAUGUGAAGUCAACAGUUUGUGACAUCCCACCCAAUGGCCUCAAGCUGGCAGCCACAUUUAUCGGCAAUUCAACAUCCAUACAGGAGAUGUUUAGGCGUGUGAGUGAGCAGUUUACAGCUAUGUUUAGGAGGAAGGCCUUCUUGCAUUGGUAUACAGGGGAAGGCAUGGAUGAGAUGGAGUUUACUGAGGCAGAGAGCAACAUGAAUGAUCUGGUCUCAGAGUAUCAGCAGUACCAAGAUGCAACAGCUGAUGAUGAAGAGUAUGAGGAAGAGGAACCCGAAUAUGAGGACUAAUGUAACGAGGAGGAAACUUAUUGCUAUUUUGGCAAUUCAAAUCUCAACUUCCAUUUGCUGGUUUUCUUUAAUGUGAAAGAAUUAGUCAUUUGCUGUAACUGUUGUUGCGUUUAUGUGUUGAAUUUCGCUGGGAUCCCUUGCAGUAGCUGUUCUUGAUAUUUUCAUGCUCAAUGCUUGCUUGCUGUUUUAGCAAGGCAAGCAGACUAUGUACCCUUCUCCUUUAACUUUCUAAAACAAACUUUUUUGUUGCAUUUGUUCUCUAAUAAUAGUAUAACAUCCGCCUUGAUCUUUUAUAAUUUAUAAAAGGAAAAAA